Messenger RNA from Saimiri boliviensis boliviensis (Bolivian squirrel monkey), 798 nucleotides. RefSeq names its product trafficking protein particle complex subunit 6A (gene TRAPPC6A). Gene Ontology annotation, cellular component: TRAPP complex; cis-Golgi network; trans-Golgi network. Lineage: Eukaryota; Metazoa; Chordata; Mammalia; Primates; Cebidae. Gene Ontology annotation, biological process: endoplasmic reticulum to Golgi vesicle-mediated transport; regulation of GTPase activity. The record is from RefSeq and is a predicted model, not a curated record.
GCGCUUCUUUAGGCGCGCGAGGAGUGGGCAUGGCGGAUGCUGUGCUGUUCGAGUUUCUUCACAUGGAGAUGGUGGCGGAGUUGUGCGCUCACGACCCCGACCCCGGUCCGGGGGGACAGAAUACGAACCUGUCAGUCCUGGAGAGUAUGGGCUUCCGCGUGGGCCAGGCUCUAGGCGAGAGGCUACCCCGAGAGAUGCUGGCCUUCAGGGAGGAGCUGGAUGUCCUCAAGUUCUUGUGCAAAGACCUGUGGCUGGCCGCAUUCCAGAAGCAGAUGGACAGCCUGCGCACCAAUCACCAGGGGACCUAUGUCCUGCACGACCACAGCUUCCCCCUCCUCCUCCCCAUGGCUGCUGGCCUGCAGUAUCUUGAGGAAGCGCCCAAGUUCCUGGCCUUCACUUGCGGCCUCCUGCGUGGCGCCCUCUGUACCCUGGGCAUCGAGAGCGUGGUCACCGCCUCCGUGGCAGCCCUGCCUGGCUGUAAGUUCCAGGUGGUGAUUCGGAACGCCUGAGCCCCCCCCGAACCUGCUGAGCACACUGCUGCCCCCACCCUCACUGGCCUCAGGAGACGGUGGCUGCCUUGGGCCCUGGGCUGCUGCAUUUGGGGGUGGUCUUGGGGCCGGUGCUAGGUAUCCCAGGCUCUAGGGGUCACAUAUACUCAGGAAGUGGGUAUCAAAGCGAGGUGGGGUGUCACAGGAGGCAAAGAGGUUCCAGCCGCAAUCCGGACGGGGGUGGGACUCCUGCCUCAGCGGCGUCGCUGCCCAGCAGGUGUUCAAUAAAGGCUGUGUGUGUGGAAUCCGA